CAACCCACGUUCAACGAAUUGCUACUUCGUAUGUGUUUGCUAUUUGCAAAUACUUCCUCGUUACUUUUGACUUUUGUCGCGGAGCGGUGGGGGCGGUGACUAGUAGUGUUGUACAUAGUGUGGCGCUCGUUUGAUUCAUACGAUUUGGCGAGCAGCGAGGUGAAUUCGUUUUUUCAGUUACAAUCGAAGUGAGCGCGUUCGCGGUUGUAAACGCAGUGGUCUGUGGUCAAACGUCUUCGUCGUCAUCAAUUUGACUAUCUCGCACUCGUUAUUGUGCCAUUUGGUUAAUUCGUUUUAUUGUAAUCGUACACAUUACACACGUACGCGUUGCUAAUUAAUUCCAAAUUACAAGUGUUAUAAGUGUUAUUUUCAUUAAAUAUUGUAUAAAUGUUCUGUGAGCCUUCGCUAGCUGGCAUUUGUUGAGCACACAACACAUUUUCAAAGUCGCUACAAAAACAAAAAAACAAGAAAACACGACGCCAACGAUUUUCAUUAACGCGCAUUUCUCGUUUCCGUCGGCAGCGCGAAGGUGGAAAUAGCGUCACAAAACGUUAAAUAGUUGCGUGUUUCUCGCGAUUUUGUAAGUGAAAAGUGCGUGAAUUCGUCGGAUGUGCCAAGAAUUGUCCUUAAAAAGUUUGGAAAUUGUAAAAAGUUGAAACCUAAAGAAUCGUGCGUGCUGCUGAUGUUGAUAUGAAUGGUGAGGUGUUUGGUGGGCAGUAGGCGGUGAUGCCAACAACACAACACAACACAACAAAAGCAAUGUGCUCCCCUUCGUUUGGCGUAUAAAAUACUCUCAAUUUGGUGUGGGGUAUUUUCGAAAUUCGCUCAUUUCAUGCUGAUUAGGUGGUGAAUUUCGUGUUUUUUGAACGCAGUAAUUGCAACAACAACAAUACUCAUACUACUACUAGCUCAACAACAAAACAAGAACUAUUAACAUACGCUGAAACUGAAACUGCAUGGGGCGGUGGGAGCUGGCGAGUCAAGUCAAGUCCAGUUCAGAAAAAGAGCGCGAGUAUCUUAUCGUGUACGUUGCGUUGCUAAUACCGGCUCGUGAGUGUCGCUGCGUAUUUUUUUCUCGUUUCUACUUUAAUGCAUUGGAAUGUUUUAGAAAAUGGCAAGAUACUUUUGCAACAACAACAAUAAUAACAAAGUGAUAAUCCCACGGGCGAAUAUUUAUUAAGUAAGAGUAAGUAAAUAAUAAAAAUUCAAAAAUUAAAAAAAUAAAUGUAAAUAAAAUUAAAGUUGGUCUGCUACAUAAUAAUAUUAACGCAAAAAAGAAUUAUAGUGUUGUGUAAAGAAAAUUGUUUUGCUUGCGUUUUUGUGCCAAGAAGUGCGAAUUUGAGAUAGUGUUGUGCGAAUUGAAAACUUUUAAAAAGAGUUUUGGAGUAAAGUGUAUCAAAAAUUUUUAAACAAAUAUACGAAAAUUUUAUUGAUGUUAAAUACAAUAUUGUUGUGGAAAAUCAUAAAUUACGGAACUAUAAAAUUGUUUGGCGUUUGUCGACGUUUACUUUUUGAAGGCUAAAAUUCUUCGGAAAAGGGAAAAUUAAUUUCGCAAUUGAUUAAAGUUUCAUCGCGCAACACAAGAACCUCAUGUGGAAGACACGUCGUCGGCGUCGCGUACAUUAAAUGCCAUAUACAGAGUUGCUUUUCUGAACAAAGUUUAGUCAUACGCUAGUUCAACACAAUUGAGCGGGAGCACGCACUCUCAAAUAGGAUUACUACAAUUGUUGCCAUAAAUUUAGAGCUUCAAAAGCCGUAAAAGCAGUCCAGGCGAUAAGUAGAAGAAAGAAAAUAAAAUUUGAAACCUCCAGUGGCUGUACGUAGAUAUUAAAAGGGAAUUAGACGUAAAUCAAGGAAUACAACGACUUACUAUUUUUAAGCGGUUGAAGUGUGAUUCACUUUGCUUAGAUCGGGCAUAUAUGCAAUUGAGAUUUAAUUGUCAACUUAAGCUGUUUUAAACACAAACUCACACACAGUUACAUUUGAAGAAAAAAAGCCAGGAAGCAAGCUUAGCACCCACAGUGGCCAUAGCAGCAGCGUCAGGAGUACGCUUUCCAACAACAACAACAUACUCUGCCACAAAGCGGAUAUUUUAUAUAACUGCGCUACCUGUUUGUUAAUCACAACAAAUAAACCAAUUGUACAACUACUGAAACCAUAUUCAAUUACCACAACAGCAACAACAAACAUAUUAUAAAAAUUUAAUGAAAACAUACAAUAACAAAAAACAGCAUAACCGUCCAUUAGCGAAAGCUAAAACCACCAGCCCCUUUGUGGCAUUGCUUAGUUUUUCCGAAGUCGAAAGCUAUGAAGCUUUCAAGCGCAUUUUUCGUAAAUAAACGGAAGAGCAACAAAGCAUAAGUACAACGCGUGAGAAUUAUAAGCACAUAGCGUUCCAAGUGCCAAUAGCAGCACUCUAAAUCGAGAUUGUACAUUAAAAAGCAGCGGAAAAACUUAGCAAAGGAAAAACAUAUUUUUUAUAAAAAAUUUAUUCUGUGAACCUCAUACAAAUAUUGGAGAUUUUUAUACGGCUUGCAGCGCGUUUGGGCACUUUUAUAAGUAGAGUUGACGAAAUUUACUAUUCGCCAAGCAUAACGGUGAUAUUAGUACAAAAAUGGGUAGGAAAAAAAUACAAAUAUCACGCAUCACCGAUGAGCGUAACCGACAGGUUACAUUCAACAAACGCAAAUUCGGUGUCAUGAAGAAAGCCUACGAGUUAUCGGUUCUGUGUGAUUGUGAAAUUGCGCUUAUCAUAUUCUCAUCCAGUAAUAAAUUAUAUCAAUAUGCCAGCACUGAUAUGGAUAAGGUCCUGCUCAAAUAUACUGAAUAUAAUGAGCCACAUGAGUCACUUACGAAUAAGAAUAUAAUUGAGAAGGAGAAUAAAAAUGGCGUCAUGUCACCAGAUUCACCCGAACAGGAAGCCGAUUUCACACUCACACCCCGCACUGAAGCCAAAUAUAAUAAAAUCGACGAAGAAUUUCAGCUAAUGAUGCAACGCAGUCAAAUGGCCGGUGCCAGCGCAUCCGGACGCAAUCUUGGCAAUACGAAUUACACACUGCCGGUAUCGGUGCCGGUGCCGGGCGCAUACGGUGAUGCCAUGCUGCAGGCGAGUCCACAAAUGUCCCACACAAAUAUAAGCCCACGGCCGUCAAGCUCAGAGACCGACUCAGGUGGGAUGUCCUUAAUAAUUUAUCCAUCGGGUUCCAUGUUGGAGAUGUCAAACGGUUAUCCGCAUUCACAUUCGCCGCUUGGUGGAUCGCCCAGUCCAGGACCGAGUCCAGGUUUAGCUCACCACCUGUCACACAAACAACAGUCACCUGGCGGCCAAAAUGGACGCGCUUCCAAUCUACGCCUCGUCUUACCAACACCACUUGCUCAAAAUAUGUCUGCUGCCGAUGAGAUUAGCUAUGGCGAUCAGCGACACAAUCAGGCAUCACUCAAUACGCCCGUGGUGACGCUGCAAACGCCCAUACCGAAUAUGUCAGGCUAUACAUUUGGGCCGCAAGAUUUCUCUAUGAGUUCCUCCGAUGUUAUGAGUUUACAGCCAUGGACACAUCAGGGACUCGUACAGCAUACGGGACUCCCCCAUUUGGCCGUACCGAAUAGCACACCACCGCCUGCCACCUCGCCCGUCUCGAUCAAAGUCAAAUCCGAGCCACAAUCACCGCCACGCGAUCUCUCCGGCUGUCAUCAUCAACAGAAUAGCAACGGUUCGGCGGGCAGUAGCGGCAGCGGUGGCGGUGGUGGCGGCGGUGGUUCAUCGAACAGCGUCUCUGCCGCCAAUGCGCUCGCGCUUGCCAACAUGAAUGCGACGGCGGUGAUAGCGGGCGGCGGCAGUGGAGGCAUCAAUUCGGCGUCCGAACAGGCGGCCAAUCUGAGUGUACUAAGUCAUCCGCAACAGCAUCUGGUGAUGGGCGGCUCACGGCCCUCCUCCACGGGACAUCUGACGCCAACGCAAGGAGUGCUAGAUAAAUAUGAAGGAUAUCAAUAUCGCUCGCAGCUGGGUGCGAAUUCUAGAGUAUGGAAUUUUGCCGACUUUAUAAUUUUCAAUACAGGUUCGGUUACGCCCACCAAUGUGCCAUCGCCCGAUUUACGGCUAACGGCCAACCAGCAGCAUCAGCAAGCGCAACAGCAGCAACAACAACAACAGCAAAUGAAUGACUACGAUGGACCGAAUCAGGCGCAUAAGCGGCCGCGCAUCUCCGGCGGUUGGCCACAAUAGCCGGCCCGAGAAGU
Messenger RNA from Zeugodacus cucurbitae (melon fly), 4236 nucleotides. RefSeq names its product myocyte-specific enhancer factor 2 (gene Mef2). The record is from RefSeq and is a predicted model, not a curated record. Gene Ontology annotation, molecular function: RNA polymerase II cis-regulatory region sequence-specific DNA binding; DNA-binding transcription factor activity, RNA polymerase II-specific; protein dimerization activity. The coding region runs from base 2615 to 4222 and encodes 535 amino acids. Gene Ontology annotation, biological process: cell differentiation; positive regulation of transcription by RNA polymerase II. NCBI's taxonomy places the organism in Eukaryota, Metazoa, Arthropoda, Insecta, Diptera, Tephritidae. The transcript has 14 exons.